AUGGCACCCAAGGCUUCGGUUGAAUCACGCCAGUCGGUCGCCAUAGUUGGCACUGGCAUGGCUGGUUUGAUCACGGCAUACAUGUUAAGAAAUGACUCGCGAGGGAGGUUCGAUGUGGAAGCCUUUGAAAAGCAAAAUCACUUGUCGCUUGAUUCUGCAUCGCUCACCGUCUCCAACAAAUCUGGGACAAAACAGCGAGUGGAUCUACCCAUGCGGGCCUUUGCAAGUGGCUUUUACGAUAAUUUAAAACGCAUGUAUGACUAUUUCGGUGUUGAGUAUGGUUCACAAAGAUUUGUAUAUCCGUUUUCCACGGUAUCAGAGUCAGUAUGUGAGAAGAAACGCAACAUACGCACCCACUAUAUUCACUCCUCUCACAUGCACCAAUUCCCCCCACUUAAACCCGAGGGCUGUUCUUGGUUUUCAUGGCUCAUCGAGGCACUAUAUCUCGGGAUCUGCUACCUCUGGAUCGUGGCCUGCUCGACUUUCGUCAAGCCGAUAGAGGCCAAUGAUUCGCGAUCUUCAGAAACCUUUCGACAGUAUGCGGCGCGAAUCCGAUUACCUCAGUACUUCCUGAAGCAUUAUUAUUUACCCAUUAUGUCUGCGGUGACAACAUGUCCUCACAAUGCGCUGUUGAACUUCCCCGCAGUCGACAUUGUUGAUUACCAGGCAAAAACUUUCCGAAAGCCGCAUUACACUGUAAUGGGCGGCGUCAACAAAGUUCAAGAUAGACUUUCAAAAGAUCUAAAAGUCCACUUUUCAUCAGCUGCCACAAGAAUUGAAAAUGUCGGGACAAGAGUCCGACUGACUUGGAAAAACGACCGGACUGGUGUAAUUGAAUCGAAACUGUUCGAUCAUGUCAUUAUGGCCGUCAGUCCCGAUGUUGUUCGCGCAAUUUUUCCUCCUCUGCGAAGUGUUUUGGCAAUAAUACCCACAGAGUCCGUGCCCGCCUAUGUGCACCGCGAUUUUGAUCGCUUACCAGAGUGCAGCAAGGUUGUGGAUGGGAAAUUUGAAUCAAAACCUGGUCUUCCGCCAUCCGAACGCAUUCAUCUCUGCUCCAACUCUUCCUCAACGGAGUUCACACACGAGCAUCUUUCUUCGGUUAUCAUCACGACUUCACCUAUUCUUCCUAUUGAUCCUUCAAAGAUAGAGCAUAGUGUCUUUUUUACCCGGACUCUGCGAACUCCUAUCAGUCGAAAAGUCACAAACGAAAUUUUUGAUUCCCCGAAGUCUCACAGCGAUGCUGUAGAUUUAAAGCAAUGGCGAAAUGGAGAUGGCAAUGUCUGGCUUGUAGGCAGUUGGUGCUGGGAUGGAAUGGUCCUGCUCGAAGGAUGCAUUGCUUCCGCACUGCGGAUCGCUGACAAGCUGGAUGUUGAGGUUCCAUGGGCUUCGUGA
Penicillium angulare is the source of this 1392-nucleotide messenger RNA. RefSeq lists its product as uncharacterized. NCBI's taxonomy places the organism in Eukaryota, Fungi, Ascomycota, Eurotiomycetes, Eurotiales, Aspergillaceae. The record is from RefSeq and is a predicted model, not a curated record. Bases 1 to 1392 code for a protein of 463 amino acids. The transcript is spliced from 2 exons. Gene Ontology annotation, molecular function: oxidoreductase activity.